Messenger RNA from Platichthys flesus (European flounder), 1542 nucleotides. It is a transcript of the gene wdr4, whose product is annotated as WD repeat domain 4. Gene Ontology annotation, biological process: RNA (guanine-N7)-methylation. The coding region runs from base 79 to 1236 and encodes 385 amino acids. Gene Ontology annotation, molecular function: tRNA (guanine(46)-N7)-methyltransferase activity; protein binding. The record is from RefSeq and is a predicted model, not a curated record. Lineage: Eukaryota; Metazoa; Chordata; Actinopteri; Pleuronectiformes; Pleuronectidae. The transcript is spliced from 11 exons. Gene Ontology annotation, cellular component: tRNA methyltransferase complex; cytosol; nucleus.
AUAAGCUGGUUUGCCAACGACCAAUCAAAUCAAAAGAAGAAGGAGAAGUCUGAGCUAUUGUCGCGUGCUACAAACAACAUGACAGCGGUGGGUUUUUGUGGAAAAUGGUUUAUUUCCACCUGCGACAAGAAACUCGUUGCAGUUCACACUAAACAGAACAGCGAACCAUUCAUUUUUGACUGCAGCACUGCUGAGAAGAGGCCAAAGAAUACAAAGAAUGACAACAGUGAUGAUGGUGCCUUGGAGGAAAUGGGAAGUGACACAGUCCUUGCGUUCACAGUGUCUCCCUCUGGAAAUCUGGUGGCACUGACUGAUGACACCAAGAGACUGGUUUUAUUUCAUUGUGAGCCUUCAUGGCAGUGUAUCAGCAUCAGAUGGGUGGCUAGGAGGUGCACGACCCUUGUGUUCAGCAAGGCUGAAGAUGAGCUGCUGGUGGCUGAUAAAUCAGGAGACGUGUACUCCUUCUCGGUGGUGGAACCGCAGAGGGAUGGUGAGCUGAAGAUGGGACACCUGUCCAUGUUGCUAGCUAUAACUAUGUCACCGGAUGACAAAUACAUCAUCACAGCUGACCGUGAUGAGAAGAUCAGAGUGAGCCACUUCAGGUGUCCAUACAACAUCCAGUCCUUCUGCCUGGGACAUCAACAGUUUGUCAGUGCCUUGCUGGUCCCAUCAGCUCAACCCCACUGUCUGCUGUCUGGAUCAGGGGACGGGACUUUGAAGCUGUGGGAGUAUGAGUCUGGCCUUAGGCUGCAAAGCUGGGACCUCAAAGAACUUGAAGAGACACCAAGCUCUAAAGAUGACAAAGAGAAGAGGCCAACUGUUUGUCGUAUCAUCAGCUCCCCUGAUGGAUGUCUCAUUGCUGUGCAGUGUGAAAGAGUAUCUGCAGUUCAGUUUUUCACCCUGGACCUGGUGGGUAAAGAGAAGCUUAUGCCACAUAGUCGGCUGUCCUUGCCACACUGUCCCCUCGACAUGACCUUUGACUCAGAGAAACAGCUCUGGGUGCUGAUGGAGUCCAAUGAUGCACCACUCCAAAUCUUCUCACACAGACAAGGCUCCUGGGAGUGUGAUUCUGAGAGCCCUGAACUCCGCACAGUCACUGAAGUCUUCAUGCCACAUUGGGAAACAAUUGAAGAUCCAGGGCCUCUGUGGCCGCACCAUGGAAUGCAGUUUGUGGAUCGCGCACCGUGGGUCGUGGUGUUGGAUCCAGUGUGGCGGAUUCUGUGUCAUGUGGGCUGAUCGUGGUUCUGGUGGCGGACCAUGGGUCGCGUUGGCAUUGGGUAAGGGCAGUGGACCAGGACCGAGCUGGUGGCUCCUGGUGGGCGGCGGUGGACGGUGACUGAGGUCUGGAGUGGUGUCUGGUCUGGUUGGUGGAUCGUGGUCCUACUGGUUGCUGAGCAUGGACUGUGAUUGCAGCGGGACUGCUUGGCAUGUCAUGUUGGUGUUGUCCUUCGGGAUGUCUACCCUCAUCAAAUGCUGCUAGAGACUUUGAUUAUUGAUGAUGUUUUCCUACACGUGGCAUCUAUUGCACUUCUGUCUGUCAUG